Haliotis rufescens (red abalone) is the source of this 1566-nucleotide messenger RNA. Its product is annotated as translation initiation factor IF-2-like. The transcript has 2 exons. The record is from RefSeq and is a predicted model, not a curated record. The coding region runs from base 1 to 1566 and encodes 521 amino acids. NCBI's taxonomy places the organism in Eukaryota, Metazoa, Mollusca, Gastropoda, Lepetellida, Haliotidae.
AUGAAGCGGAACGUACAGGAAACACCAUGCGGUGAGGGGAACGUACAGGAGACACCACGUGGUGAAGGGAACGUACAGGAGACACCAUGCGGUGAGGGGAACGUACAGGAGACACCAUGCGGUGAAGGGAACGUACAGGAGACACCAUGCGGUGAGGGGAACGUACAGGAGACACCAUGCGGUGAAGGGAACGUACAGGAGACACCAUGCGGUGAAGGGAACGUACAGGAGACACCAUGCGGUGAGGGGAACGUACAGGAGACACCAUGCGGUGAAGGGAACGUACAGGAGACACCAUGCGGUGAGGGGAACGUACAGGAGACACCACCUAGUGAGAGGAACGUACAGGAGACACCACCUAGUGAGAGGAACGUACAGGAGACACCAUGCGGUGAAGGGAACGUACAGGAGACACCACCUAGUGAGAGGAACGUACAGGAGACACCAUGCGGUGAAGGGAACGUACAGGAGACACCACCUAGUGAGAGGAACGUACAGGAGACACCAUGCGGUGAGGGGAACGUACAGGAGACACCAUGCGGUGAAGGGAACGUACAGGAGACACCACGUGGUGAAGGGAACGUACAGGAGACACCACGUGGUGAAGGGAACGUACAGGAGACACCAUGCGGUGAAGGGAACGUACAGGAGACACCAUGCGGUGAGGGGAACGUACAGGAGACACCACCUAGUGAGAGGAACGUACAGGAGACACCAUGUGGUGAAGGGAACGUACAGGAGACACCACGUGGUGAAGGGAACGUACAGGAGACACCACCUAGUGAGAGGAACGUACAGGAGACACCAUGCGGUGAAGGGAACGUACAGGAGACACCAUGCGGUGAGGGGAACGUACAGGAGACACCACGUGGUGAAGGGAACGUACAGGAGACACCACCUAGUGAGAGGAACGUACAGGAGACACCAUGUGGUGAAGGGAACGUACAGGAGACACCAUGCGGUGAAGGGAACGUACAGGAGACACCAUGCGGUGAAGGGAACGUACAGGAGACACCAUGCGGUGAGGGGAACGUACAGGAGACACCAUGCGGUGAGGGGAACGUACAGGAGACACCACGUGGUGAAGGGAACGUACAGGAGACACCACCUAGUGAGAGGAACGUACAGGAGACACCACCUAGUGAGAGGAACGUACAGGAGACACCAUGCGGUGAAGGGAACGUACAGGAGACACCAUGCGGUGAGGGGAACGUACAGGAGACACCACGUGGUGAAGGGAACGUACAGGAGACACCACCUAGUGAGAGGAACGUACAGGAGACACCAUGCGGUGAGGGGUACGUACAGGAGACACCGCAUGGUAAGGUGAACAGAAAGGAGACACCAUGUGGUGAGGGGAACAUACAUGAGACACCACGUGGUGAGGGGAACGUAUUUGAGACGCCACGUGGUAAGGGGAACAGAAAAGAGACACCACGUGGUAAGAGAAACAGAAAGGAAACACCACAUGGUAAGGUGAACAGAAAGGAGACACCAUGUGGUGAGGGGAACAUACAGGAGACACCACCUAGUGAGGACGACGUACAGGGGACACCACAUGGUUAG